CGCCAAACGGAGGCAGAAUGGACACAACCCAAAUCUUAUACAUCGACCGAAAUUAUUCCAAUGCCAUCUACCUCAAAUGGUGAAAACAAUGUAUAUAGUAGCAGUACUUCUGGUGAUGGUUUCAACUUGCCUAACAUCUAUCCAACUAACAACGAUUUACUUGAAGGUGACGGUGAGUUAGAUAGUACUAACCCUUUUCCAGCUAUAUUUUCAGAUUCAGAUAGUGAUCACGGGGAUACCGAUCGCGGCAGUGAUGAUGAAGAUAUCACAGCGUGUUGGGAGGAAGCCUGGGCCUUCAUGGGUAAAUUAUCACCCAUUGAAGGCCUGAGAACAUGGGCUAUUGUUAAAAACGUGCCGCGAACGACGCUCAAUUUACUUUUGGCGGUCUUGCGGAAUUUGUAUCAUUUAGACGUUCCAAAAGAUGCGCGGACAUUCCUCAAAACCCCCACCGAGGUCGGUUUGGAAGUACAAACGAUCUCGGGCGGUGAAUUUUGGUACCAAGGGAUUGAGACGGUCCUACGCAACUAUUUUAGGUAAGUGCUUAAAAAUUUUUAUUUAUUGGGUUGCAUAGUGUUCCUAAUUUAUUUUUUUCCUUUCUUACAGAAAUACCAUUCCCGAACACGACACUUUAAAAAUACAAAUGUCGAUCGACGGGCUUCCCCUAUUUAAGAGUUCCACUAAGCAAUUGUGGCCAAUUCUAAUAUGGGUGGAAAGUUUGCCUGAGGCUCCGGUAAUUGCCUGAGGCUCCGGUAAUGCUUGUCGGGCUUUUUUGCGGACAAACUAAACCGGGGCUGGUGGAAGAGUUCUUAGGCCCACUAGUGGAGGACUUUAAUAGACUCCAAGAAACAGGCUUGCGGUUCGGCGACAAAGUGGUACGCUUAUUACCAAGCGCAUUUGUCGCCGAUUCUCCAGCGCGGGCAUUUGCUAAAGGUAUGCAAAGCACUAUUGUUAUGAAAAUUAAGAAUAUUUUUUUAUUUUAUGUUAUGUUUCUUUCCAGGUACAGUUUACUUUAAUGCAGCGCAUGGGUGCUUAAAGUGUACCUGUGUAGGGGUACACCUCAACUCGGAGCACAAAAUGAUUUUUGAAUCCGUGGACGCCGAACUGCGUACGGACGUCGGCUUUAAACAACGAGUAGACAAAGACCACCACAAACCAUGGCGAUCACCAUUAGAAAAGCUCAAAAAUUUUAAUAUGAUCGACGGUGUUCCCUACGAAGGUCUCCAUCAGUUUGAUCGCGGGGUGACCCUAAAGCUUGUUCUAGGGUUAUACGAGGGAAUUUUUGAAAAUUUUGAAAAGUGGUCACCCCGACAAAAGGAAGCCGUGAAUACUUUUUUGAUAAAGACACGGCUUCCUUCGGAAGUGAAUCGCCCUAUGCGAUCCUUCCGCUAUCGCCAUUUUUGGAAGGCCACCGAAUUUCGGUCCUUCCUUCUUCAUAUUAGUAUUGCGGUCUUGAAGGAUUUUAUGUCUUUUGAUGCAUUCAAUCACUUCUUGUGCUACUUUUGCAGUGUGACGAUUUUUAAUUCAACGGCACACAAGCAUCUUUGGCCUCUUGCGGAAAAGUUCUUAUACAACUUUGUAAAGAACUUUCCGCAGUAUUAUGGUCGAGCCCAUAUGACCAGCAACGUUCACAAUCUCCUGCACGUGUCAGGAGACGUUAACAUGUUUGGAGCGGUUCCUGAAUAUUCCGCAUAUCGGUAUGAGAAUUAUCUUCAAAUUGUACGCCGAUAUGUGAGAUCGGGCACGCAUGUAGUAACACAGGUAGCCGGCCGUAUGCAAGAAAUUGCAUCAGUGCAAGUGGCUACCAAUCGUGUUACUCAAACAUACCCCCGGUUGAAGGGCAAUGGUGCCGGUAUACACGUAACCGCCGAUUUUGUCCUACUGCCAAACUUUAAGGAUCAAUGGUUUUUAACCACCGAAAAUGGCAUUAUAAAAUUUUUAGAAGCGAAGAGGAUUUCUUCGCUGUUGUACACCGUAAUUGGAAUCCAGUAUGAAACCUGGACGGAACAGUUUAGUGCGUCGGUAGACGGUGAUCAGUUAUCGUCUACCGACCUACACAUCUAUAAGAUAGAUGAAAAUGGUCCAUCCAGGUCGGUGGAAAUACCACAUUAUGCGAUCAAGUGCAAAUUUGUUGCACUUCGCCUACCCUCUACUUCCUUUAAACAUCCUGAUCCGCAACUAUCUUCCAGUCUAAUCUCCUUAACUCCCCUUCUUCAUACUUUUUAAUAAACUAACUGUAUCAACUAACAUAUUUCAUGUAACCCGUCACUAACUGUCCUGUUUUCUGAUUAACAUUUUUAUUAAUUUAUUAUUGCCUAUAUUUUAAGUUCUAUUCCUUUUUUAAUUUAUAUGAUCGCAUACGAUGUGUUUCCAUCACUAUACUGGAUCUUUGUUGCCCGAUUUAACGUGGGCCGACCACUUUUACCGCUUUGUGCAUUAUAAAGCUCACAAUGGUCAUUUGUUAAGGUUUUUUUUUAAUAACAUGGUUAGGCCAGAUUAGUAUAUUAACACGGUUAGGUUAAGUAGUAUAUUAGAUAGUAUUAGAAUAGCAGAUUUUUUAUGGGGAGCCAAUGACCAUUGUUGGUACAUAGCUUUAUGUUUGCCAUGCGGGGCCCCAUGCACUGUAAUGCCCGCGUUUCCGCAAGUCUUGUACUAGUGAGGUGUUGAGAUCUCUAAUUAAGAGCUGCUGUGUCCUCGUGAUCAUGGAAGCAGGAUUUUUAUGGUAGGA
Anopheles coluzzii is the source of this 2725-nucleotide messenger RNA. RefSeq lists its product as uncharacterized. The transcript has 2 exons. The record is from RefSeq and is a predicted model, not a curated record. Bases 979 to 2223 code for a protein of 414 amino acids. NCBI's taxonomy places the organism in Eukaryota, Metazoa, Arthropoda, Insecta, Diptera, Culicidae.